AUGAGGGCCAUCAUUUUUGCUACGCUUUGUCUAGCGAGCAAGGUUACCGCUGCAGGUGUCACUGGGACAGCCUUUGGCAUGGCCGCGGGCACUACUGGAGGAGGAAACGCCACUCCAGCAGCUCCCUCCAACAUCGCACAACUUGAGUCGUGGCUAUCUGACGACACCCCUCGCGUCAUCCUGAUUGACAAAACCUUCGACUUUACCUCCAGCCUGGGCACCACCACCUCUGCCGGCUGCUACCAAGGCUGCGACGUCUAUCACGGCGGCCAGGACUACAUCGGCACGCUCUCGUGCUCCGGCAGCACCAUGACGGCCGUCUCGUCGAUUACAUACAACGCGGCCGGUGCCAGCCCACUGACUGUCAACAGCAACAAGUCCAUAGUCGGCGUCGGCAGCAAGGGCAUCAUCCAGGGCCGCGGGCUGCGCAUCAACGGUGCCUCCAACGUCAUAAUCCAGAACGUCCACAUCUACAACAUCAAUCCACAGUACGUCUGGGGCGGCGAUGCACUCACCAUUCAGAACGCGGACAAGGUCUGGGUCGACCACUGCAAGUUCAGCCUAAUCGGCCGCCAGAUGAUCGUAUCAGGCUGGGACGCCGCAGGCCAUGUCACCAUCUCCAACUGCGAGUUCGAUGGUCGGACGAACUGGUCCGCGACGUGCAACAACGAGCACUACUGGACUCUUCUGCUCAUCGGCGCGAAGGAUUACUACACGUUCUCGGGCAACUACCUGCAUCAUCUCUCCGGUCGCGCCCCACACUACGGGACCAGUAACAACGGCGCUACGAACGUCUUCCAUGCCGUCAAUAACUACUUUGAGGAUAUGGCCGGCCAUGCCUUCGACAUUGAGGCGAAUACCUGGUCGCUCAUCGAGGGAAAUGUCUUCAGCAAUGUAACCACCCCCAUGACCGCCGCCUCGACCACAAAGUCCAACGCCAUCUUCAGCGUGCCCUCGGGCGCCGAAUCGACCUGCACCUCGUUCAUCGGACGCGCCUGUGUGGCUAAUUCUGUCAUUGACGGCUCGGGGACUCUAACUGGUGUUAAGAAUACUGCUGCGCUGACGCAGUUGGCGGCCGCUGGGGCUAACCGCAUUCUCUCUGCCAGGGCAGUGUCCGGCGUUGCCGCGUCUGUCAAGGCCAAUGCGGGAAUUGGGAAGUUGUAA
Molecule: messenger RNA, 1164 nt
Organism: Aspergillus pseudoviridinutans
Lineage: Eukaryota; Fungi; Ascomycota; Eurotiomycetes; Eurotiales; Aspergillaceae
Product: polysaccharide lyase family 1 protein
Exons: 2
Coding region: 1-1164 (387 amino acids)
Molecular function (GO): pectate lyase activity
Source: RefSeq, a predicted model, not a curated record